AUGAAUAAGUUUACUAUGCCAUUGGAACUACUGUACUGUACAACUGUACUGUACUAUUGUACUGUACUAUUGUAUUGUACUACUGUACUGUACUACUGUACUGUACUACAGUACUGUACUACUGGACUGUACUACUGUACUGUACUACUGUACUGUACUGUAUUACUGUACUGUAUUACUGUACUGUACUACUGUACUGUACUACUGUACUGUACUGUAUUACUGUACUGUAUUACUGUACUACUGUACUGUACUACUGUACUGCACUACUGUACUGUACUUCUGUACUGUACUACUGUACUGUACUACUGUACUGUACUACUGUACUGUACUACUGUACUGUACUACUGUACUGUACUACUGUACUGUACUACUGUACUGUACUACUGUACUGUACUACUGUACUGUACUACUGUACUGUACUACUGUACUGUACUACUGUACUGUACUACUGUACUGUACUACUGUACUGUACUACUGUACUGUACUACUGUACUGUACUACUGUACUGUACUACUGUACUGUACUACUGUACUGUACUAUACUACUGAACUGUACUACUAUACUGUACUCGAUGAAGACCUAAUGGUAGUGCCCUUGGAGGGACCCCGCAAACCAUUACUGGGCCUGGCUUCCAUGUACUCACCUUACGAUGUAGACAACCCCUCUAUAGGCACAGUCCGGGCUCUGAUGAUCUUGCGCUAG
This is a messenger RNA of Stomoxys calcitrans (stable fly), 705 nucleotides long. RefSeq lists its product as uncharacterized. The record is from RefSeq and is a predicted model, not a curated record. NCBI's taxonomy places the organism in Eukaryota, Metazoa, Arthropoda, Insecta, Diptera, Muscidae. The coding region runs from base 1 to 705 and encodes 234 amino acids. The transcript is spliced from 2 exons.